UUUAGCAUGAAAAACAUUCUUUUACUUUUAACGUUUUGUUGGAUACUGCGUUGUACAAAAGCUUUACUGGAAUACUCUACGACAAACGACAACUACAAUCAAACUAAAGAAAUACCAAACCGCAAUCAGCCUGAAGGAUAUGUUUGUAAUAGACAACCUCAUAGUCCUUGCUGCUACAACGAAUACUGGAACAAUGACACCAAAAGUUGUACAGAAUGUCUGAUUGGAAGUUAUGGCUGGAAUUGUAAAUCAAGCUGUUAUCCUGGAUACUUUGGAAGAUUGUGUCGAGGUCGUUGCCUCUGUAAUGCAUCGGAAUGCCACACUGUAACUGGAUGCAUCCCGACAAAUUAUUCUCAGUCAACUACAAUGUUAGAUACAAAGAAACGUCCAGAAUCAAGUUUACAGCAUGUAUCAAAAGGCGUCACAACAAAGAUAUCAACAUACAGAGGGAGAAGCAUUAAUUUCAAUGGCGCCAACAGUCAAAAAAUGACAACAUUUGUAAUUUAUCUGUUGGGUACCAUUUCUACAUUCUUUGUCAUUGGUUGCUUUCUCCUAUUCUACUCUCCAAGAGUGAAUAUGAAUUCCAACUGUUGUUUUCUUGGUGUAUGUAACAGACAAUUGAUAUGCCCCUGUUUGGAUCAAGAAGGUGUAACAAAAGUGAUCCAAGAAGACACGGAAAUUUCUACUGUAAAUAGAACAUCUUUGUGUGAACAGGUGACACAAAACGAAGACCCGUACUCUGAAAUAAGAUAUUCUCAGUGUAUAGAAGAAAGCAGUUCUCACGGAGCAUGUAGGAACACGAAUUUUUGCCCGAUGCGAGAGUGCGAUUAUUCAGAUAAACAUAACCUCUACCAAAAGCAUAUGGAUCAAAAUGUAUACGAUCACAUUAGAUUAAAAAUUAAUUAUUCACAAACGGUUUCUGAUAAAAAUCCUGAUUCAAGAAAUGAGAAAUUUGUGUCCCUUUGGAGCAAGCAGUCACUCAAAAAGGGAGAACUAGAAAAGAACGAUAUAAAAAGUCAAAGUCUGACAUUUCCUCCAUACACAGCUUUAGGACACAAAACGGGUAGUAGUAAUAAACAUAAGCAUGUACUGCCUAAUUACAGUAUGCAAUUAGCAGAUAUAAAGUUAGAUGCUGAACUGGAUCGUUUCACAGAAGAAGUAAAUCAAAAUUCAAUAGACACGGAUGGUAUGAUUGACGGUCGGAGAAACAACCGCCCGUACAGUUUGGCUCAUUGCUUGUCAAAAUCAGAUAUUAGUAUGGACGAAUGAGAAUCCUGCAAAUCUACCGAUCAUCAUUCUUGAUGGAGAAAACAGAAGGAAAGUAAAAAAUCAAUUUACUCGCUGUGUCCCUUAACUCAACAUUCAGGUAUAUCGACGACGUAUUAUCAAUUAACAAUUCUUAUUUCCAUCCUUAAAUCGACUCGAUAUAUACAAGCGAAGUUAAAAUAAAAGAUACCACGGAGUCUGUGUCAUCUGUUUCAUAUUUGGAUAUUAUACUGGGAAUUGACAUCGAUGGUAACCUAACAACAAAACGUGUAUAAUAAACGCGAUGACCUCAAUUUUCUAUAGUCAACUUUCCUUACUUAUGCAGCAAUAUACCUUCAUCAUCUGCAUAUAGUGUUUUUGUCUCUCAGUUAAUUCGAUACGCAAGGGCAUGCUCUUCAUAUGAAUAGUUUCCAAGGCGAGGCAAGCUACUAACAAACAAGUUGAUAAAAUAGGACUAUCAACAGUCUCGAUUGUAAUAAUUUUUUCCUAAGUUCUGUAGUCGAUACAACGACCUUGUCAGCAAAUACAGUUUUCCACUGGGUCGCAUGCUGACUGACGUUUUUCAUACUAAUUGUUACACCAUAAUUAAUCACCUAAUUGGCUGCGGAUUACGACAAAGAGCACACAGCGUAUGCAACCGGUCAGCAGAGGAUGCUCACUCCUCCUGGGCACCUGAUCCUAUUUCUAUCUUUUUGGAGGUCCAUGUGCUCUGCUUUGAAUUUGUGUUUCGUUUUAUGGAUUUUUGAGAUAGUUGACGGUUUGUCAUUUUUUUCUGUAUCGCAAAAGGAAUAUACGAAACAGAAGUAAAACAUACUGAGGGAGAUAAAAUGUUAAAACUAUCAAUUGUGUAACUGAAACAAAUAUAAUAUGUUCUUAAUUAAAAAAACCACUAUAUUAAUUAAGUGCAUGAGAAACAAAACGAAUUUUAUCUUAAAAAAAGAAAAUACUUUCAAAGAAAAUGACCAAAGAUUUCAAGCCCAGUCGACGGUUUAGAAAACACUUAUUAAUAUCUAAUAUGAAUAGCCUAGACAUAUUUUUUAUUGUUUUUGCUUUGUUUCUUUUCCUCUACUAUUAUUUUUUUCUGUCUCGUUUUCUGAAAAAUGCUUAAUCCGAUGUUAAUGAAAUUUUAUUCAUGACAUAAUUUUUAAGAAAAUUACAAAAAAAAAUUCCGUGUAAU
Messenger RNA from Magallana angulata, 2443 nucleotides. RefSeq lists its product as uncharacterized. The transcript is spliced from 7 exons. NCBI's taxonomy places the organism in Eukaryota, Metazoa, Mollusca, Bivalvia, Ostreida, Ostreidae. The record is from RefSeq and is a predicted model, not a curated record. The coding region runs from base 7 to 1269 and encodes 420 amino acids.